Molecule: messenger RNA, 866 nt
Organism: Peromyscus leucopus (white-footed mouse)
Lineage: Eukaryota; Metazoa; Chordata; Mammalia; Rodentia; Cricetidae
Product: homeobox protein Rhox13-like
Exons: 3
Coding region: 225-752 (175 amino acids)
Biological process (GO): regulation of transcription by RNA polymerase II
Molecular function (GO): DNA-binding transcription factor activity, RNA polymerase II-specific; RNA polymerase II transcription regulatory region sequence-specific DNA binding
Source: RefSeq, a predicted model, not a curated record
GCAGUCAGUCAGGGAGGGAAAAGCCUAUGGCGCCCAUCUGGAGAGGAGCGUGUUGACGUCAACAUUGAGGAACAUGGAGAAGUGUGGAGCAUGCGCAGAAGGACACAUUGACGUCACCCUUUCCUCAGGCCUUAUCAGUAGUAGAGACUGACCGAACAAUAGGCCUUGAGUGUGGGCAUUCCUGGGGCCCCACUUCUCUCUGUGGCUUCGGCCCACUACUAGUCAUGGCCAGCAACAAUGAGAAUGGUGAGGAGAUAGCUCAGGUCUCCACCUUAGAGGCUGCCUUGGCGAUGGUGGGUGGCAACCCUAGUGGAGGUGAUGCCUGCUGCGUAAUUGACCUAAAUAACGGGGGUCGCCAGGUCCGUGAGGGCCAAAACGACUCUGAGGAGAGCAGUAGGGACCCGAACUCCUCUUCCUCGGAGCAUCACCAGGAGGAGCCAAGGCCCUCAGCCGAGCCUGUGAUUAGGAUUCCAAGGCGCCGUUCCUCACGAAGGCGUCGGCGAACCACAUUGCAGUUCACACUGGGGCAGGUCGAGGAAAUGGAAAAAAUGUUCAAAGAAACCCAGUACCCAGAUGCGCUUGCCAGGAAAGAACUUGCACAAGUUUUGAAUAUUCCUGAAGUCAAAGUGAAGACAUGGUUUGUCCAUCGGAGAGCAGAAGAGAGGAGGAGUGAGAGGUCUGUAGUAUUACAGAGCAUACCUCCUCGUAUUGAAAAGGUCCUUAUCCUUAGGGAUAGGGACUCCUAUCCCUAGAGUGCAAUCUUUGUUGAGGAGCAAGAGCGAAAUCUGGUGACACAUGUACUCAAUGUACAGCUUCACUAAAAUUCAGCACUCAUGUUAACAAUAAAAUCAUGAAUUUCCAAGUUA